Cinara cedri is the source of this 1393-nucleotide messenger RNA. The record is from the annotation of a GenBank genome assembly. Lineage: Eukaryota; Metazoa; Arthropoda; Insecta; Hemiptera; Aphididae.
AUGCAUUUGAGAAGCGUGCCGACAACAAAAUCGCUGUUGGAAAUCGAUUUUCACAAUAGAUCUAAUGAAAGAGUGAUUAAGGAGAAGCAUCAAGAUUUCAAAGAAAAUUGUGAACUAAAAAAAGAAGGAAAAAAUAAAGAAAAUAACAAAGAUUUUUAUGAAAAAAGACCAAGUAGCUUUGAAAAUUCGUUAAUGAGAAAAUUUGGCUCUCCAUAUAUGAGCACAAAAAAUGUAUUAGAGGAGCCAGGGUACUCUAUGCAAAAAUUACCAAUACAACUAGAAGCUCUAGAGAAACAAAUUGAACUUAUAGAAGAGCAUCCUCUUGGACACGCACGUUGUCAGGUUUACAACACUUAUAUAAUUGCAGAAAAUAAAAACAAAUUAGUGAUAGUUGAUCAACAUGCAGCUCAUGAGAGAUUAGUUUAUGAAUAUAUGAAAGAAGUCAUGGAAAAAUCAGCAAUUAAGAGGCAGUCAUUACUUAUUCCCGAGAUGGUAGAAAUUACCAAUCAGGCAGGAAUGGAGAUGAUUGAAAAUUAUAAAGAUAAACUCUCUGAAAUAGGCUUUGACAUUGAGAUAAUCUCAAACUCUAUGGUAUUAAUCAAAGAAAUUCCAGCAAUUUUGAAUGGUAUAGAUAUAAAAGAGGUUAUAACUGAUGUAGCUGACAGGUUGAUAGAAAUGGAAGAUGCUUUACCAAUAGAAGAUAAAAUAAAUAAAAUACUAGCCACAAUAUCUUGCCACAACUCAAUUAGGGCAGGCAGAGAAAUGAAAUUAGAGGAAAUGAAUGCAUUACUAAGACAAAUGGAAAAGACACCAUAUUCUGGGCAAUGUAACCAUGGAAGACCUACUUAUAUAGAGAUGAAACUCAGUGAUAUUGAAAAAUUAUUUGAAAGAAAAUAAAAAUCUUUUGAAGAGAGUGUGGAUAGCCAUCCUUACAAUUAAAGCUAGAAAGUUACUUGACUUUUUUAUAAGAAUAGUAUAAAUUUAACUAUAUAUACUAAUUUUAGGAGAGUGUAUGUUUAAUGCUGAAGAUAAAAAAAUUUCUUUACAUCAGGCUGCUGCAAAGGGUCUACUAAGUGUAGUAAAGGAUUUAGUAGAAAAAGGUGCGAAUCUUAAUGCUAGGGAUAAAGAUGGAAGCAUUGCUUUACAUCUGGCUAUUGAAAAUGGUCAUGUAGAGGUAGUAGAGUAUCUAUUAAAAAAAGAUAUAAGUCUUGCAGUGCAAUAUAGGGGUGUUGAAGCUCCAAGAGAAUUAGCUAAAGAUAGUGAGAUAAAGAAGCUUUUGGAAAAGGCAGAGAAAGGACUACUAUUAUUGCAAGCUGUUAGAAGUGGUAAGAUAGAUGUAGUAAAGGAUCUAUUAACCCCAACUAUGGAUUAAAAAUCACUGAAAAAGUUAAGA